Molecule: messenger RNA, 710 nt
Organism: Ichthyophthirius multifiliis
Lineage: Eukaryota; Ciliophora; Oligohymenophorea; Hymenostomatida
Exons: 2
Source: RefSeq, a predicted model, not a curated record
UUCUUUUGAUAAAAUAAAAUUAAAUAAUUAUAAUAUAAAUAUAUAUAAAAGAAAAACAAAUGUUCACUAAAUUAUUUUUGAACCAAUCUCAUAUAACUUAAUUAUAAAAAUAAUAUUUCUCCUAAUUAGCAAAAAAAGCAAAAAUGGAGCUAACUUUAAGAACUCCAUAUAGAGAAGUAUUAGUUAAUUUUGAUGGUUUUUCAAGAAUUUAAGCCAAAACAAAUGAAGCCGCUUUAUGUGUUUAAAAUAAAACUCCAGCAUCUUUAUAUGUUUUACCACCUGGUCCUUUAAAAAUAAAACUUACAUAAGAUGUCAAAGAUGUAUCAGGAGAUUAUCUUCAUAGCGGUGGUUGGUUAAUUAUACAUGCAGAUAACACUUGUGAAAUUAAUGUUAUGGAUUUAUUUGAAAGAAAGGAAGUUAAGGCUGAUUAAUUUGAUAAAGCAAAUAUUGUUGAUGCAGAUACUAACGCAGGUAAAUAUGCAUAAAAAUCAAGAAAAAAUACUAACAGAAUAUUUUUAAAAGCUGCAACUAGUUGAGAAAAAAUAGAUUAUUUUUUUAUUAUUAAUUUUUUUAUACAAAAAAUAAAUAAAUACAAAAUAAGAUUUAUUAAUAUAAAUAAAUUAAAUAUUAAUUAUUUUUAUGCAUUUUUUAAUUUUUUUUAUAAAAAGAAAAUAAAUAAUAUAGAAUACAUAAUUAUAAAUAUAUGCAUU